Molecule: messenger RNA, 189 nt
Organism: Wallemia ichthyophaga EXF-994
Lineage: Eukaryota; Fungi; Basidiomycota; Wallemiomycetes; Wallemiales; Wallemiaceae
Exons: 3
Coding region: 1-189 (62 amino acids)
Source: RefSeq, a predicted model, not a curated record
AUGUUCGAUUCACUUACAAACCGCCCAAAUCUCGUUCCUCAAAAGCAGCGCUAUGCUCAAGGCAGAGGUGAAUUCACCCACCUCAAAAUGCCACGCUCGAGACUCUACUACUAUGGAUACCUUGCUGUCUUCGGUACUGGGAUGGUUCUCACUGCGGGUGGAAUUAAGACGCUUAUCCAGGGAAAGUAA